Anolis sagrei ordinatus is the source of this 951-nucleotide messenger RNA. It is a transcript of the gene LRRC52, whose product is annotated as leucine rich repeat containing 52. NCBI's taxonomy places the organism in Eukaryota, Metazoa, Chordata, Lepidosauria, Squamata, Anolidae. The record is from RefSeq and is a predicted model, not a curated record. Gene Ontology annotation, cellular component: voltage-gated potassium channel complex. Gene Ontology annotation, molecular function: transmembrane transporter binding; voltage-gated potassium channel activity; potassium channel activator activity.
AUGGCUUCUGCCCUAGAACUGCAUGGACACCAGCAAAGCACCAAGAGAAAGUUGUGCUGCUUGCAGUACCACAUCUUGUCCCCUUCCAUAAGCUUCAGGACUCUGUGGAUUUUGAUUCUCAUUGGAAUGAGCUGGACAGAAGAAAGUGUGAGCUGCCCAAAGGGAUGCAGUUGCCAGUACUUGGCUGUGAACUGCACAGGAAAGCAUCUGGAAGAGUUCCCUGCCACCAUCCCACUGGAUACUAGGCAGCUGAUUCUGGCUCAAAACAAACUUAGCUAUUUGCCUUCAAUGGAACUAAACUUUCUUAGUGACUUGAUCUACUUAGAUUGCAGCAGCAACAUCUUAGGGGAGGAUCUGGAUUUCAUGUUUGUCAGCAUUAUUAAGUUGGUCUACCUGGACCUUAGCUUCAACAACCUUACCCAGAUAACGUUUGGUACCUUUUCACAGCUCACUAGCCUGGUUAUCUUAAAACUUUCAGACAAUCCUAGCCUGGUUGAGAUUGAAAAGGACUCUUUUGCCAAUAAUACCUGGCUCAGGCACCUUGAUGUGAGCCGCUGCAGCUUGGCGUUCAUUGAUACCAGUACGGUCAAGGACCUAUCCAACUUAAGAAGUUUGGGUUUGAGUGGGAAUCCCUGGUUCUGUAACUGCUCCUUCAUGGAACUGUGCAGCUGGAUGAAAGAGAGUGGGAUCACUAUCCCAGACUCUGACAAUGUCACCUGCUACAGCCCAGCUUUUGUGCAUGGCUUGAGGAUGCUGGAAGAAGCACAAAAAGAGCUCCAUUACAAGUGCUACAUCCAUUUUGAUGACCAAGACUAUCUGUUCUUGGGGCUGGUUGGCUUCUGUAUUUUCUCUGCUGGAACUGUGCUGGCCUGGCUCUUAGGAGUGUGCGCAGUGGUCUAUGAAUUCUUAACUGCCAGAGGGGAGGAGGAUGAAGAUGAGGAUGAAGAAUAA